AUGCCAAAUCAGCAGCUGGAGGCUACUGUCCCAGUUCGUGAAUUAUUAGGGGAGAGUUUUCUGGAGAAUUUAAGAUGCACAAGAGUGCAAGUCACUGAAACAAGGGCUUAUCGUAGAAGGAGACGCAUAAACGUUCCCCCGGGUAAAAGUAUUACAGCUGCAGAUGUAGUAGAGGAAGAAACAACAGGUCGAGAUAUCAUUUUGUCUUCUCUUCUUUCGGAUUCUGAUCAAUCUUCAGAAUUUGUUAUGGAGGCAUCGGGAACAUCAAGGAACAUCGAGAAUGUAGAUUCCAACCAGGAGACAGAAAUAGUAGCCCCUACUAUCUCCCCAUCAUCUACUAAACGCGAACGUAACUCAGCAGCUUAUGCAUACCAGAAAAAGGAACUGAUAACGUUUGAAGAAAGUUAA
Messenger RNA from Arctia plantaginis, 408 nucleotides. Lineage: Eukaryota; Metazoa; Arthropoda; Insecta; Lepidoptera; Erebidae. The record is from the annotation of a GenBank genome assembly.